AUGGCAACAAACACCGAACUAGAGAGGGUGACUCAUCAACGGAUGCACAAUUAUAGGGGGUGUGCCAUUGUGGAAAUUCGACACCUGGUCUUCGAAGAGGAAGGGGUUCUGGGGUCCAAGCCUUUCGAUCAGAGAAAUGUCCAAGACCUUCUGCAAACGUUCGAAAUGGUUGGCUGCCAAAAUCUUGAGCCGGAGCAUCGGGUUUCGGUAAUAAUUAGCGAUGAAGCUCUGAAAAAUAGCCUUGAGCGAUCACAGGCUACUCAGAACCUGCUGAUGGACUGCGUGAAUCCACCAACCCUAAAAUUCGACGAUGAUGUCCGCCUAGUGUGCAUUCAUGGGAAGCAUCGUCUGACAGCAGGGGAGCUAUCUGGAACAACGACAUGGCUGGCUGAUUUGUACCUCGACGGUAAAUGA
Molecule: messenger RNA, 414 nt
Organism: Aspergillus calidoustus
Lineage: Eukaryota; Fungi; Ascomycota; Eurotiomycetes; Eurotiales; Aspergillaceae
Source: the annotation of a GenBank genome assembly